Messenger RNA from Cygnus atratus (black swan), 9554 nucleotides. RefSeq names its product notch receptor 1 (gene NOTCH1). The transcript is spliced from 34 exons. Gene Ontology annotation, cellular component: plasma membrane; protein-containing complex. The record is from RefSeq and is a predicted model, not a curated record. Gene Ontology annotation, molecular function: signaling receptor activity; calcium ion binding; Notch binding. The coding region runs from base 1 to 7647 and encodes 2548 amino acids. Gene Ontology annotation, biological process: multicellular organism development; heterophilic cell-cell adhesion; regulation of DNA-templated transcription. NCBI's taxonomy places the organism in Eukaryota, Metazoa, Chordata, Aves, Anseriformes, Anatidae.
AUGAAGCGGCUCCUGGCCACCGGGCUCCUGCUGGCCCUGCUGCCCGCCCCGACGCGAGGUUUGCGGUGCACGCAGCCGGCCGAGUCCUGCCUCAACGGGGGCAAGUGCGAAACUUUUCUCAAUGGGACGGAGGUGUGCCAGUGCAGCAGCGCCCACGUGGGCGAGCGGUGCCAGCUGCCCAACCCCUGCCUGAGCUCCCCCUGCAAAAACGCCGGCACCUGCACCCCGGUGGUGCGCGGCAGCACCGCGGACUACACCUGCGCCUGCCGCCUGGGCUUCACCGACGAGCUCUGCCUGACGCCCCGCGAGAACGCCUGCCUCAACAACCCCUGCCGCAACGGGGGCACCUGCGACCUGGUGACGCUCAGCGAGUACAAGUGCCGCUGCCCGCCGGGAUGGUCAGGUAAAACCUGCCAGCAGGCCGACCCCUGCGCCUCCAACCCCUGUGCCAACGGGGGCCAGUGCGUCCCCUUCGAAGCCCACUACGUCUGCCGCUGCACGGCCGGCUUCCACGGGGCCAACUGCAAGCAGGACGUGAACGAGUGCAACAUCUCGCCGCCCGUCUGCAAGAACGGCGGGAGCUGCACCAACGAGGUGGGCACCUACCAGUGCUCCUGCAAGCCGGCCUACACCGGGCAGAACUGCGAGCACCUCUACGUGCCCUGCAACCCCUCGCCCUGCCAGAACGGGGGGACGUGCCGCCAGACCGGGGACACCACCUACGACUGCACGUGUCUGCCAGGAUUCGCGGGCCAGAACUGCGAGGAGAACAUCGACGACUGUCCAGGGAACAACUGCAGGAAUGGGGGCACCUGCGUGGACGGCGUCAACACCUACAACUGCCAGUGCCCCCCUGAGUGGACAGGCCAGUACUGCACCGAGGACGUGGACGAGUGCCAGCUGAUGCCCAACGCCUGCCAGAACGGGGGCACCUGCCACAACAACCACGGCGGCUACAACUGCGUCUGCGUCAACGGCUGGACGGGCGAGGACUGCAGCGAGAACAUCGACGACUGCGCCAUGGCCGCCUGCUUCCAGGGGGCCACCUGCCACGACCGGGUGGCCUCCUUCUACUGCGAGUGUCCCCACGGCCGCACAGGUUUGCUGUGCCACCUCGAUGACGCCUGCAUCAGCAACCCCUGCAACGAGGGCUCCAACUGCGACACCAACCCUGUCAACGGCAAAGCCAUCUGCACGUGUCCUUCAGGGUACAUGGGGCCAGCCUGCAACCAGGACGUGGACGAGUGCUCGCUGGGAGCCAACCCAUGCGAGCACGCAGGGAAAUGCAUCAACACCCAGGGGUCCUUCCAGUGCCAGUGUCUGCAGGGCUACUCGGGCCCUCGCUGUGAGAUAGACGUCAACGAGUGCCUCUCCAACCCCUGUCAGAACGACGCCACCUGCCUGGACCAGAUCGGGGAGUUCCAGUGCAUCUGCAUGCCCGGGUACGAGGGCGUUUACUGCGAGAUCAACACGGACGAGUGCGCCAGCAGCCCCUGCCUGCACAACGGCAACUGCCUGGAUAAGAUCAACGAGUUCCACUGCGAGUGCCCCACCGGCUUCAACGGGCACCUGUGCCAGUUCGACAUCGACGAGUGCGCCAGCACCCCCUGCAAGAACGGGGCCAAGUGCGUGGACGGCCCCAACACCUACAGCUGCGAGUGCACCGAAGGUUUCUCGGGCGCUCACUGCGAGAUCGACAUCGACGAGUGCGACCCUGACCCGUGCCACUACGGGACCUGCAAGGACAGCAUUGCCGCCUUCACCUGCCUCUGCCAGCCUGGCUACACGGGCCACCGCUGCGACAUCAACAUCAACGAGUGCCAGAGCCAGCCCUGCAAAAAUGGGGGGACCUGCCAGGACAGGAACAACGCCUACAACUGCCUGUGCCUCAAGGGGACCACAGGGCCCAACUGCGAGAUCAACCUGGACGACUGCGCCAGCAACCCCUGCGACUAUGGCAAGUGCAUCGACAAGAUCAACGGCUACGAGUGCACCUGCGAGCCGGGGUACACAGGGCGCAUGUGCAACAUCAACAUCGACGAGUGCGCCAGCAACCCCUGCCACAACGGGGGCACCUGCAAGGAUGGCAUCAACGGCUUCACUUGCCUCUGCCCCGAGGGUUUCCACGACCCCAAGUGCCUGUCCGAAGUGAACGAGUGCAACAGCAACCCCUGCAUCCACGGGAGAUGCCACGACGGGCUGAACGGGUACCGGUGCGAUUGCGACCCAGGCUGGAGCGGGACAAACUGCGACAUCAACAAUAAUGAGUGUGAAUCCAAUCCCUGCAUGAACGGCGGCACCUGCAAGGACAUGACCAGCGGCUACAUCUGCACCUGCAGGGAAGGGUUCAGCGGACCCAACUGCCAGACCAAUAUCAACGAGUGUGCUUCCAACCCCUGCCUGAAUCAGGGCACCUGCAUCGAUGACGUGGCCGGCUACACCUGCAACUGCCUCCUGCCCUACACAGGAGCCACCUGCGAGGACGUGCUGGCCCCCUGCGCCGGCGGCCCCUGCAAGAACGGCGGCGAGUGCCGGGAGUCGGAGGACUACGAGAGCUUCUCCUGCGGCUGCCCGCCCGGCUGGCAAGGUCAGACGUGCGAGAUCGACAUCAACGAGUGCGUGAAGAGCCCCUGCCGCAACGGGGCCACGUGCCAGAACACCAACGGCAGCUACCGCUGCCUCUGCAGGGCGGGCUUCGCCGGCCGCAACUGCGACACCGACAUCGACGACUGCCAGCCCAAUCCGUGCCACAACGGCGGCUCCUGCUCGGACAGCGUGGGCACGUUCUUCUGCGAGUGCCUGGCCGGCUUCCGCGGCCCCAAGUGCGAGGAGGACAUCAACGAGUGCGCCAGCAACCCCUGCAAGAACGGUGCCAACUGCACCGACUGCGUCAACAGCUACACCUGCACCUGCCCCUCUGGCUUCAGCGGCAUCCACUGCGAGAACAACACUCCCGACUGCACCGAGAGCUCCUGCUUCAACGGUGGGACCUGCGUGGAUGGCAUCAACACGUUCACCUGCCUCUGUCCGGCCGGCUUCACGGGCAGCUACUGCGAGCACAACAUCAACGAGUGCGACUCCAAGCCGUGCCUCAAUGGGGGCACCUGUCAGGACAGCUACGGGACGUACAAGUGCACGUGUCCCCAGGGAUACACCGGGCUCAACUGCCAGAACCUGGUGCGUUGGUGCGACUCCUCGCCCUGCAAGAACGGGGGGAAGUGCUGGCAGACCAACAACCUGUACCGCUGCGAGUGCAACAGCGGCUGGACCGGGCUCUACUGCGACGUCCCCAGCGUCUCCUGCGAGGUGGCUGCAAAGCAGCAAGGUAUCGACGUCGCACACCUCUGCAGGAACUCGGGGCUCUGCGUGGACACCGGCAACACUCACUUCUGCCGCUGCCAGGCCGGCUACACCGGCAGCUACUGCGAGGAGCAGGUGGACGAGUGCUCCCCAAACCCCUGCCAGAACGGAGCCACCUGCACGGAUUACCUGGGAGGCUACUCCUGCGAGUGUGUGGCUGGUUAUCAUGGAGUUAACUGCUCGGAGGAGAUCAAUGAGUGCUUGUCCCACCCGUGCCAGAAUGGAGGAACCUGCAUCGAUCUCAUCAAUACCUACAAAUGCUCCUGCCCCAGAGGAACCCAAGGGGUGCACUGUGAAAUCAAUGUGGAUGACUGCAGCCCUUUCUUUGAUCCUGUCACCCUGGGGCCCAAGUGCUUUAACAAUGGCAAGUGCACGGAUCGGGUAGGUGGCUACAGCUGCAUCUGCCCCCCUGGCUUUGUAGGGGAGCGCUGCGAGGGAGACGUCAACGAGUGCCUGUCCAACCCCUGCGACGCGCGCGGCACCCAGAACUGCGUGCAGAGGGUCAAUGACUACAAAUGCGAGUGCCGGCCUGGCUACGCAGGGCGUCGCUGCGACACCGUGGUGGACGGCUGCAAGGGCAAGCCCUGCAGGAAUGGGGGAACGUGCGCUGUGGCCAGCAACACCGGCCGCGGCUUCAUCUGCAAGUGCCCCCCGGGCUUCGUGGGUGCCACCUGUGAGAACGACUCCCGCACCUGCGGGAACUUGCACUGCCUGAACGGCGGCACCUGCAUCUCCAUCCACAAGAGCUCCAAGUGCAUGUGCGCCCCGGCCUUCACGGGGCCCGAGUGCCAGUACCCGGCCAGCAGCCCCUGCACCUCCAACCCCUGCUACAACGGGGGCACCUGCGAGUUCCUCAGCGAUGCUCCCCCCUAUUACCACUGCAACUGCCCUGCCAACUUCAACGGCCUCAACUGCCACAUCCUCGACUUCGAUUUCCAAGGUGGGUUCGGGCAGGACAUCAUCCCACCCAAAAUUGAGGAGAAGUGCGAGAUCGCGGUUUGCGCGGGGUAUGCCGGCAACAAGAUCUGCGACGGCAAGUGCAACAACCACGCCUGCGGCUGGGACGGGGGCGACUGCUCCCUCAACUUCAACGACCCCUGGAAGAACUGCUCGCAGUCGCUGCAGUGCUGGAAGUACUUCAACGACGGCAAGUGCGACUCUCAGUGCAAUAACGCGGGCUGCCUGUACGAUGGGUUCGACUGCCAGAAGUACGAAGGGCAGUGCAACCCUCUGUAUGAUCAGUACUGCAAGGACCACUUCUCAGAUGGUCACUGUGACCAGGGCUGCAAUAAUUUUGAGUGCGAAUGGGAUGGUCUGGACUGUGCAAACAAUAUGCCGGAGAAGCUUGCAGACGGCACCCUGGUGGUGGUGGUGCUGAUCACCCCCGAGAACCUGAAGAACAACUCCUUCAAUUUCCUGCGGGAGCUGAGCCGUGUGCUGCACACCAACGUCGUCUUCAAGAAGAACUCCAAGGGAGAGUAUAUGAUAUUCCCCUACUACGGCAACGAGGAGGAGCUGAAAAAGCAUUACAUCAAGAGGUCAACAGAGGACUGGUCAGAUAUGUCCAGUGCUGUCAUCAACAAAGUGAAGACCAGCCUCUACUCCCGGGCUGGCAGGAGGCAAAAGAGAGAGCUCGAUCAGAUGGACAUCAGAGGAUCCAUCGUCUACUUGGAAAUUGAUAACCGUCAGUGCAUCCAGUCGUCUUCCCAGUGCUUCCAGAGUGCAACCGACGUGGCGGCGUUCCUGGGUGCCUUGGCCUCCCUUGGCAACCUGAACAUACCCUACAAAAUAGAAGCCGUUAAAAGUGAAACGGCUGAACCCACGAGGAACUCCCAGCUGUAUCCUAUGUACGUGGUGGUAGCUGUGCUGGUCCUGCUUGCUUUCAUCGGAGUGGGAGUACUGGUAUCUCGUAAGCGGCGCAGGGAGCAUGGGCAGCUUUGGUUCCCAGAGGGCUUCAAAGUGACAGAGUCAAGCAAGAAGAAGCGACGAGAGCCGCUUGGGGAGGAUUCUGUUGGACUGAAACCCCUCAAAAAUGCUUCAGAUGGCACACUGAUGGAUGACAACCAAAAUGAGUGGGGUGAUGAGGAGACCUUGGACACCAAGAAGUUCAGGUUUGAGGAGCAGGCGAUGCUGCCUGAUUCAGAUGAUCAGACGGACCACAGGCAGUGGACCCAACAGCACCUGGAUGCCGCCGACCUCCGCAUAUCUUCCAUGGCACCUACUCCACCGCAGGGUGAAAUCGAUGCAGACUGCAUGGAUGUCAACGUGAGAGGUCCCGAUGGCUUCACCCCCCUCAUGAUCGCCUCGUGCAGCGGAGGCGGGCUGGAGACUGGCAACAGCGAAGAGGAGGACGAUGCCCCCGCCGUCAUCUCGGACUUCAUUUACCAAGGCGCCAGCCUGCACAACCAGACUGACCGCACGGGUGAGACCGCGCUGCACCUGGCCGCCCGCUACUCCCGCUCCGACGCUGCCAAGCGCCUGCUGGAAGCCAGCGCCGACGCAAACAUCCAGGAUAACAUGGGCAGGACUCCGCUCCACGCGGCCGUCUCCGCCGAUGCCCAAGGAGUCUUCCAGAUCCUUAUUAGGAACAGGGCAACCGAUCUGGACGCCCGCAUGCACGAUGGGACCACCCCUCUGAUCCUGGCUGCUCGCCUGGCUGUGGAGGGCAUGCUGGAGGAUCUCAUCAACUGCCACGCAGACGUCAACGCCGUGGAUGAUCUAGGCAAGUCAGCACUGCACUGGGCAGCGGCCGUGAAUAACAUUGAAGCUGCAGUCGUCCUUCUGAAGAACGGUGCCAACAAGGACAUGCAGAACAAUAAGGAGGAGACCCCGCUGUUCCUCGCGGCCAGAGAGGGGAGCUACGAAACGGCCAAAGUCCUCCUGGACCAUUUUGCGAACCGCGACAUCACGGACCACAUGGACCGGCUCCCGCGGGACAUCGCGCAGGAGCGCAUGCACCACGACAUCGUGAGGCUGCUGGACGAGUACAACCUGGUGCGGAGCCCGCCGCUGCACAACGGCCCCCUGGGGGCACCCACCCUGUCCCCGCCGCUCUGCUCCCCCAACAGCUACAUCGGCAACCUGAAACCCGCCGUCCAGGGCAAGAAGGCCAGGAAGCCGAGUACCAAGGGCCUGAGCUGCAACGGCAAGGAUGCCAAAGACCUGAAAGCCCGGAGGAAAAAGUCACAAGAUGGAAAAGGCUGUCUGCUUGACAACUCCAGCGUGCUGUCCCCAGUGGACUCCCUGGAGUCGCCCCACGGGUACCUGUCAGAUGUCGCCUCUCCUCCGCUGAUGACCUCUCCGUUUCAGCAGUCCCCUUCCAUGCCUCUGAAUCACCUGCCGGGCAUGCCCGAUGCCCACAUGAGCAUCAACCACCUCAACAUGGCGGGGAAGCAGGAUAUGGCCAUGGGAAACUCCAGCAGGAUGGCCUUCGAUUCGGUGCCGCCACGUCUCUCGCACCUCCCCGUCUCCAGCCCCAGCACAGCCAUGAGCAACGCCCCGAUGAAUUUCUCCGUCGGCGGAGCCGCCGGCCUGAACGGGCAGUGCGACUGGCUGAGCAGGCUGCAGACGGGCAUGGUGCAGAAUCAGUACAACCCCCUGAGGGGCAACAUGCAGCCGGGGGCGCACCAGCAGACGCAGAACCUGCAGCACGGCAUGAUGACCUCCCUGCACAACGGCUUGCCCACCACCAGCUUGUCGCAGAUGAUGAGCUACCAGGCCAUGCCCAACACCCGGCUGGCCUCCCAGCCUCACCUGAUGCAGAGCCAGCAGCUGCAGCAGCUCCAGCAACAGCAGCUGCAGCAGCCCGGCAUGCAGCCGCAGCAGCCCCCGCAGCAACCCGCGCAGCCGCCGCCGCAGCAGCCGCAGCAGCACCACAGCGCCGGCUCCAACGCCAGCGGCCACAUCGGCCAAAAUUUCCUCGGUACCGAGCUGAGCCAGCCCGACCUGCAGCCGGUGAGCGGCAGCACCAUGGCGGUGCACACCAUCCUGCCGCAAGAUUCGCAGCUGCUGCCCACGUCCCUGCCGUCCUCCCUCGCGCAGCCCAUGACCACCACGCAGUUUCUAACGCCGCCCUCCCAGCACAGUUAUUCCUCCCCCUUGGACAACACCCCCAGCCACCAGCUCCAGGUGCCCGACCACCCCUUCCUAACGCCGUCUCCGGAGUCGCCGGACCAGUGGUCGAGCUCUUCUCCUCACUCCAACGUGUCCGACUGGUCCGAGGGCAUCUCCAGCCCCCCGACCAGCAUGCAGUCGCAGAUGGGACACAUCCCCGAAGCCUUCAAGUGAGACGCCGGGUUUCAGAGACGCUGCCGCGCGGGGGGAGCUGGAGGGAGAUCUUUUUUUCACAGGACGUUGGAUGCUUUUAUUAAAGGAUCCUUUUUAAAUAUGUUUUUAUACGAGAAUAAAAAGACAAAUUAAUUCUUUUUUUUUUUUAGUAUUUAUUUAUGUACUUUUUAUUUUACAUGAAAACACUGCCUUCUUAUUUAUAUGUUCUAUUGUUAAGAACUCAAUGUGAGACACCAGUUGUGUUUCAAGAAAUCAAGAAACUAGGUUUUUAUAGGACAUUCUCUUUUGAUUGGGGGGUUCAUUGUGCUGUUUUGAGAGAAAAUGUUUAUGUAAAGCUACAAGCAACCAUUUGGGAUUCUGGAAUGCCAUUAAUUUAUUUUUUUGCUCUUUCAAGUCAGAAAGAGAUGUAAAAAAGAAAAGAAUUGACUAAAAAUACCACUCCUUUUGGGGAAAAAAAAUUAAGCAUGGACAGAUUUUUGAAAUGUACUUUAAAAUGUUUCCUUUGCUGUUCUGUCUGAGAGGACAUUUUAUGGUACCAGUCAUGAAUCUUUGUUUAAAUUUCAGUAUUAUAUAGUUGUAUAUUUGCCUUGGUAAUAGAAAUUUUUGUUCUCUCUCUUUUUAUAUAUAUAUAUAAAAAUAUAUUUAAAUGAUUUUUAUGAUCUAAAAAGUAAAUAAAUCAGGAUUAUGGACCUGUAAGAACAGGAUCUAUGCUUAAAAAAAAAAAAAAACAACAACCUUACAUAACACGAACACUGUUCCCCACCAAAAAGAAGAGUAUUUGCCAAACUUUCUAAGACAGCAAACCCAUAACUAUGGAGUAUAUACCAAACCCAUAGCUGUGGAGUUUAUACACAAAGGAGACUUAAUUUUACUUUGAAUAUCUUUACUGUUUUUUUUUUUCUUGUUGAUGUUUUUGUGUUUGCAUUUGAGGAACUGUUUAAGAAAUAAAUGCCAAUAUAAACUUGUAAACCUCAUCCUUAUUUUAAGGAUGGCCUGCCUGUUUUAAAGAAGGCGUGUCGAUUAAUGCAGACAACCUGAGCGAGACUCCGAAGCAUUACAACGCUGCCACCACCGCAUGCUCGCCCGUGCCUCCGGCUCCCUGGCUGGGUGUUGGGCAAGGGGCACGGCCGGGUUUCGUGGGAUGCCGGGCUGUUGAAGCAGGGGGCGAGGACAGCACAGCUGAGCCUGUGCUUUGAAACGUUAACAUUUUGUUCUUGUUAGUCUGGAGUGAUGCAUCUUUUUUUAUAUUGAUGUGCACUCGUUCUGUGUAUCAUGUAAAAUAUAGUAUAAGCCUGUGGCAGAUUUAAUGUUUGUAAAUAUGUUUUUUUUAAGAAAAGGUGGAUUUUGUUUCAAAAAUCUAAAUGAGCAAGUCUUAAAUAUAUCAUAAAUAUAUCACCUUAUAGAGGUGUUGGAAUAUCACUCGCUCGGGUGCGAAGGCAAGCAGACACCCUCCGACUAGACAUGUAUGGGACAGGCAAAUAGAGUGCAGUUAAUCCAGAAAACCUAAGAAAAGGGUUCCUUUUCCUCAUUCCUUUUUAUUAGAACACCAGAUAAAAUGGAUAUUUCUCAAGGCACAAAGCUUUGUUGAGCACUCAUCUUAGUAACAUUUCAGACCACAGUUAUUGUGACAUCCCUAAAAUGAGUGAUAAAAACAUCACGUGGUGUUGACUCUUCCUAUGUUUUAUAAACUAGAGUGUAGUUUAAGAAAAGAUAUCUUCUGUAAUAAAGUUAUCUACAUGCAAAGUUGUAGUUUGCAAAAAUGAUGUAUUUUUUUUGGUUAACUGAUUUGCAAUAAAUGGUGCUUCUCAGCAUCUAGAUUUUACUAAAACUGGAACUCAGUCUUUUUGUUACGAAUCGACUGAAAUCUGGGCUUGAUACCCGCUGUCCUUCAGUACUGCAGGGCUGCC